This is a messenger RNA of Eurytemora carolleeae, 1938 nucleotides long. RefSeq lists its product as uncharacterized. The record is from RefSeq and is a predicted model, not a curated record. The transcript is spliced from 12 exons. The coding region runs from base 300 to 1865 and encodes 521 amino acids. Lineage: Eukaryota; Metazoa; Arthropoda; Copepoda; Calanoida; Temoridae.
AUAAAGUGUUACCAGUGAACAAGCUCAGAAAAAUCUUGCCAAAAUCUAUAUUAAACCAGGAUACACAGUUUGUGAAUUUGCUGACUUCUUGUUCCAAUAUACUGCCCAGUACUCAGACUCAAACUUCGAGUAUUUUAUCCUCGCUGCCGGAUACAGGGUAUGUGAGUUUGCAGACUUCAAGUGAUGUAAUCCACUGCAAUAUCCAGGAUAUUGAAUGCAUUGUUGAGAAGGAUGACACAGGGCAAAAUAAGGUAGAUGACGGUGAGGAUUCAGAUAUCGAGUUUAUACCGACAAAUUAUAUGAUAAAGAAAAGAAAGCUUCCAAGUAAACUCAAAACAGUCGGGCUCAAGUUUCCUCAGAUAAAACCAGGAACUAGGAUGCAAACAGAUAUGAUUGACAGUCAUCCUCCUCACAUACUAAGUCCUGCAGAUAUGACUAACCGUAAUAUGAGUGACAGUCAUUCUCCUCACAUACAAAGUCAUGCAGAUAUGACUAACUGUAAUAUGAGUGACAGUCAUCCUUCUCACAUACAAAGUCCUGCAGAUAUGACUAACCGUAAUAUGAGUGACAGUCAUCCUCCUCACAUACAAAGUCCUGCAGAUAUGACUAACUGUAAUAUGAGUGACAGUCAUCCUCCUCACAUACAAAGUCCUGCAGAUAUGACUAACUGUAAUAUGAGUGACAGUCAUCCUCCUCACAUACUAAGUCCUGCAGAUAUGACUAACUGUAACAUGAGUGACAGUCAUCCUCCUCACAUACAGAAUUCCAAAAAAACCAUUAAUCAAAGUCAACAAUACCAACCUGAGCCACAGCCACAGUACAGCAACCCAAAGUCGGUCAAGAAGAGAGGUCAUGGAUUCUGUGGUAUGUGUAAUAAAUAUUAUUACCAUCUUUGGAGACAUUUUGAGAAUAAACAUCGAGCUGAGCCAUCAAUCUCCAAUCUUAUGAGCCUGCAAAUUUUGAACAAACCAGAAUUUGAUGUACAGUGGAAGAUGAUGAAAUCUGAGAUGCUGCAGAAAAAAGGGUUACUACCGAAAUCUGUUUCCAUUUGUGAUUGCGGAAGAACUGUUCGAAACCUCUAUCAACAUAUCAUCAGAUUGCACUGUCCGAAGAACUCCGGUGUCUCAAACAUAAGAAUGAAAGUUCAUGAACUCAAACAUAAGAUGGAUUUUAGUUGGCAUCCUUCUAAUUUUAAAGAAAUGGCGUGUUUCCUGAAGAAGGAUAGAGUUUACAAGGCUGGAGCAAGAGAUGUUGUUUUGGUCCAGUUUAUAUCCAAAGCACUACUUAACAGAGUGGAUCAAGACGAAUAUGAAACUAUUAAAACCUGUUUCAGAUCAAUCAGCAAAAUACUUUGUGCUCUUGGAGAUGUGGUUGAGAAACCAGUAACAAUGGAAGAGGUUCUGAAAGUUAAACCGUAUUAUCAGAUUCUAGUAGAUCUUGCAUCUGGAAAAAUACAAACAGAUAUACUAGAUUCCACCACUCUGUCCGUGAGAAUGUCCAAAACCCUAAAGACAAUGGCUCGGCAAGUCCUCAACCACUUAAAGGAGACCAGUGGAGACCGACAGAAGAUAGAUGAUGUACUAGAGUUUGAUAAACAUAGAAGAGCUUUCUGGAACCAGGAUGUCGGGAAGAAACUUGCUUUUACAAAGAAGAGAUCAAAAUUCAACAAACCGUUGAACAUACCGUCUAAAUCUCUACUUGGUGUGAAUGAGCGGGAAGAAUCCGAGGCAGAUUUGGAUGAAGAUGUUGAAGAGAAUGAACAUGAUAAAGAUGAUGAAGAUGACGAAGAGGAUGAAGAUGAUAAAGAUGAUGAAGAGGAUAAAGAGGAUGAAGAGGAACCACAGAUCAGCCAAAGAAGAAGAUAAUCCACAAGCACAAGACAAUCUCUAAAAAGAAGAAACCGAAGAAGAAUACAGACGCUGAUCCCAGUUAUGUUAU